UAAUUCACUGACAAGAAAAGCUGGAUUUUUCUCUGCUGUAAAUAAUCUCAUAUGAACUGUAGUCCCAAACCAUAAGAACAUUUCUGUUCAUAACAUCAUCUGGUUUAUUAUUCUAUGAAUAAACACCUUGUGGCUAAGUUCAAGCUAAAUGUCUAAAUUGAAAGCAUAAAAAGUCCUCACAUGCACAAGGGCAUGCAUUAUGCCAGAGUUGACCCAUCAUUUUCCAUGAGGCCUUUACAUUCCUGCAAUCACUAUGAGAAAUCCCUCCUAAGCACACAGAUCCAUAAAUGCUUUCAGUUCAGCACCAUGUCAUAAAACAUUUUUGAAUAUGGCUAAUGGUGCAUAGAGAACACUUUACUUGAAUUUUAACCUCUGUAUAUUUCACAGAAUCUUGUAACAUUUCAUGUGUUAAAAUUUCCAACUCUGAAUAGCAGUAUCAGCAUUCGUCCAAUACAUUUCACCCUUGCCAAGUCCCUCACUAUAUUUUUGGACUUAGUAUUAACAUUAGAUCAUUUCAUUUGGUUAUGUGGCCAUUUUGCAACAUUUUCACUAGUCAAAUAUGUAUUCACAUUGUUUUGUCAUCUUAACAAAGGAGGUCAGUAUCAGUAUCAGUUGAUCUUUGCUCCACUUCACUGUCCCAGGAAGUUUGACUCACAUGGCCAAUUUCAAAGUCCUCUCCCUCCUCUUCAUCGACAUCCAUCCAUCCACAACACUCUUCUGUUAUGAAAGUGUUUUGUCAUAAUGGAUCAUCUUCAUCACUCAUGCAUGAGUAAUCUGACGAUUCAUUCACUUGUGACCUCCUCCAAGAUAUAGUUUUCACAUGCCAUUGUACAGAACUGGGCUAUUUCCACCAGAAAAAUCAAAAGAAAGCUUUUAAAAAGACAAAUCCUGGAGUAAUGGGAGAUUAUUGAACCCUCUUUGAUGCUUGAAUAAACACACAAAAGCAGUUAGAUGGAGCACAACGUGGGUGAAAAUCCCAUUUUGAGACUUUUCCACUUGCUCACCCACUUCAUUGUUUGACACAGCAAGUUGGUAAUCACAUAAACUGCUUUCCAGUGUUCCUCAGGGGAAGGUAGUGACAUGCCCAGCUGGCUAUUGCACUAAAGUAAAAUUUACUGGUACAGGAUAGGCCUACUGCAUGUGGUUAUGUUGCUACCUACACUCUAAUAUGUCCUUGUGUCUCCUGAAACCUUUUCUUAACCAAAGACCCACUCCAACAGUAGAGUGGCCAACUCUUCUGUAUUUGGCACAGAGGACUUUUACUUUGUACUUUUUCUACCUUCUUGCUUUGCAUCUAAUUGGGUGAGGUUUCCCAUCUCGUCUCCCAGUCUCUGCUUUUGAUUGGGAAGACACUGCCCCUUCAUUAGAAGGGAAUUAGAGCUUGCAAGAGUUUGCCUCUGUCAGGUGGCUGUUUCAUGAGCCUUGCAGCAUCUUGUCCUUGCUCUUUUUCAUCUUCUUCUUCUUUAUUUUUUAAAAUUUUAUUUUAUUUUAUGUUUUUCGUAUCAGGGAUCAAACUCAGGACCUCACACUUGCCAGACAGAUCUUAUGCUGCUGAGUUAAAUCCCUGGCCUAAAUAGAGGAUAAAACCAAGGAAAAUAAAACAGAACAAAACCGAUCAAGAUAAACCAGUAUAAGUGAUACAGGUCUUUAAAACUUAGAAAAUCAGCAAUAGUUACCAUAAUGCCUCUAUCAUCUUCAAAAUAGCUGCAGAUACCUUUGGACCUGGUAAAAAUCAAACAACAGAAUAGAGCAGAAACAACAAACACAAAACAAUGACUGCAGUAAAGGACUUCAAAACAAGCUCACAGUAAGUCCAGAAUGGCUACCAUAACACAUCUUGCUAUCUUUUGAACAGUUGUUCAUGGCAUCAGAUUUAAUAUAAUCAAACAAAAUGAAAGAAUAAAACCCAACCAACAAAGCAAUGAAAAUGACAUGGUUUCCAGGCAGGGCCCACCCCCUUGUGAGGCCUGGUUCUCGCUCCACAGUCUGCGAAUGCUGCUGACUGGGAGAGAGGCUUGGGCGUGGCUGUCCCCACUCCAGCAGCAGCUGUCCUGCUCUUCUGCAGGAGUCAUUCGUUUUGGAGUCAAUGGGCUCGUCACCUGUGUAAAAGCUAUUUAUGUUUUCUUUGAGGAUGCCGUGGAUAUAACUUUGAAAAUCCCAAGGCCACCCCAGGGUGGUGUGAAUCCGUGGCAGUUAAACAUAGCCAUAUACAGGAUGCUGCCCCACAUCUGGGGAGUGAGUUUGUAGUUUCCUCCACGUAUGCCACACUGUGUCUCAGGAAAUACAGUACUACAGGGUGCAUUGUUUUCUUUUCAAUAUGUGAGCCUCUAACAUGUAGAAUACAAAACCAGUCCUGAUUUUCAUAAAGGUCCACAUAUUCAGCUUUAACAGACUUUUCUUCAGACUUGAGUUCCUGCAAAAAAAUUCUCCUUUGUGAGCCAGGGUCUUGCUCUGUAGCCCAGGCUGGCCUUGAACUCACAGUGAUCAUCUUGCCUCAGCCUCCUGAGUGCUGGAUCACAGGCAUGUGGGACCACAGCUGGUUCUUUCAUUUCAACCUAAGGGACUCCUCUACCCAAGGCAGGCCUAGUAGGAAGGACGGACAUUCUUCAGUGCUUGCAUCUAGGAAUGUCUGAGCUUUCCCCCUCAUUUUAAGGACAGUUUUGCUGGAUGUAAAAUGCUUAGUUGAGAGAGCUUUUUGUUUUGUUUCACUGUUUCAUUCACACAGCACAUGUCCACCUGUUUCCUUCUGUCCUCCUGUAACAGAAUAUCCCGCACCCCAGUCAGUAUACUGCAGUUCUUAGUUGUCCAGGUAACAGUUCUGUCUCUAAGAAACGGCUGGUCACUGAGACGCCUAGCUGGUCACUGUGAUGCACGCUGCAUAAACCAACCCCAAUCAACAAGCCAUUUUGCCCCGGUACUCCCCACUUGCUUAUCCUAUACAGGCCUCAGACCAUCAGAGAUCAGGCCCUGAUAUUCUGGGAAUGUACCAAUCAGUGCCCGUUGGUGUAAAUAAAUGUGUCUCCAACUCCUGGGUGUCCUUUCUGUGACUGUGCUUGCCGCUGCUCUCCAAGGAUUUUGAGGAUAAGUCUAAUGAUUAUGUUUUUGGGGAAUUGCUGUCAGCUGCACAGGCAUUAAUUUAUUUGUCAUAUUUUAUACACUGAACGUUACGUUAUUCUAAUGUAAGUGAAGUUGCAGCAUCACUUUGACACCAGUAAGAAUUAAGAGCAAAAGGAACUGGAGAUGCUGAGUGUAGACAUCAUGGGAUCUCUAAAUGCAAGAGGUAUUACAGAUGCUGAGAACAGAUUCUCAGAACAGAAACAAAAAGGGAUAUUGAAGCAUCCUACAGGUCUGAAUUUCUAAAACAAAAGUGUCAAUCUCCAUAACUCACAUUAGUAAGACAUUUUGUAACAUUUUUCUGUUAGAAUCAAAAGACCCUCAUGGCCAAGAGUGUGAUGAGUGAAGUGGAGGUGACCAGCUCUGCCUGGGCCCACUGGCACCAUGACCUCACAAGAUCCCCUGUGAGGUCACAGCAGUUAGCUGUGUAAGGUAGGGUGUUCACCCCAGAGACUCUUUGUGGGUGAAGUAGAUUGGUGUUUGGAGUUGAGUUGGCGUUUUGAGAUUCGAAAUUUUUGUCAUUGAUUUUAUAAAGCCUAGUUCCAUCAGGGCACCCUUCGAGGUGGGUAAAACAUCUUUGCUGGACGUCAUGUCAUCGUCCACAGAAAUGUCAUCGUUCACAGGAAACUUCCAUCAAGACUAUGACGUGCUGAUGCCCCUUGGUGAGGGUCACUUUGCCAAGGUGGUACUCGCUGAACAUGUGAGCACAAGGAUGCUGGUAGCUGUGAAGGUACUUCAAAAGGACAAGUUGAGGCCUACUGCUGUUAGACGGGAGGUCAGCAUCCUAAAGGACCUUCAGCACCCCAAUAUCAUUCAGUUGCUGGAAGUGUCAGAAAAUAGUACCACUAUGUUCCUGGUAAUGGAAUAUGCACGCGGGAAAGACCUGCAGCGACAUAUCAAGCGUGCUGAGAGACAGAAGCUGCAGGAGGAAAGGGCACGGCUGAUAUUCCGAGAACUCCUGGAGGCUGUGCAGUACUGCCAUAACAGGGGAGUCAUCCAUGGGGACCUGAAACCGGCGAACAUAUUAAUGGACCGUGAAGGCCACCCCAAGCUCAGCGAUUUUGGCGUGGCUUUCAGGUUCCUUCCUGGCCAGGAGGUGACCACGUGUGGAGGCACCCGAAAGUAUGCUGCCCCAGAGAUAUUUUUACAAAAGAAAUACCAAGGCCCACCACUGGACAUUUGGUCUUUAGGGAUACUUUUAUUUGAGAUGCUCGCUGGGGUACGCCCAUUUAGUGGGAGCCAAACACGACUGACAAAGGAUGCCCUAAAGGGGCGAUACCAGUUUCCCCAGCACUUCUCCAAAGAGGUGCAAAGCUUAAUAAAGGGUCUUCUCAACCCUGACCCAAGAAUGCGCCCUACUUUAGAGAAAGUAAGGCAGCAUCCAUGGCUUCAGCUUGAAUCUGUCCCUUGUCAUCCUCCUCAACUGCUCCCCAAGGCCACAGAAAGGGCAAUAUUGCACAUUAUGGCUGGGAAGGGGUACAACCGGCUGAAGGUGAUUGAUGCAGUGAAGUGCAGAAAAUACGAUCCUGACAUGGCGCCCUUCCUGCUACUACAGGACAUGGCACUCGAGAAACUCCACUUGAGGUCUGAGGUGAAGCCCACACACAAACGUGAGGCUGAAGAUCUGUUUGAACAGUCCACAAACAAAGAUGAGUAUACAGAUGAAUAUCAGCCAUCUUCAUCUCCUCCCCCUGUAGCAUCUCACAAACCAAGCCGUGCUAUUGCUACUACCAAGGCCUGCCAGCCCAGCCAUACUACUACCAUCAAGUCCUGCCAUCCAGGCCCUUCUACUCCCAAAGCAUCCCGUCAACCAAGCCCUGCUUCUCCCAUCAAGUCCUAUCAUCCAGGACCUGCUACCCCUAAAGCAUCCCGUCAACCAAGCCCUGCUUCUCCCAUCAAGUCCUACCAUUCAGGGCCUGCUACCCCUAAAGCAUCCCGUCAACCAAGCCCUGCUUCUUCCAUCAAGUCCUACCAUUCAGGGCCUGCUACCCCUAAAGCAUCCCGUCAACCAAGCCCUGCUUCUUCCAUCAAGUCCUACCAUUCAGGGCCUGCUACCCCUAAAGCAUCCCGUCAACCAAGCCCUGCUUCUCCCAUCAAGUCCUAUCAUCCAGGACCUGCUACCCCUAAAGCAUCCCGUCAACCAAGCCCUGCUUCUCCCAUCAAGUCCUACGAUACAGGACCUGCUACCCCUAAAGCAUCCCGUCAAGCAAGCCCUGCUUCUUCCAUCAAGUCCUACCAUUCAGGGCCUGCUACCCCUAAAGCAUCCCGUCAACCAAGCCCUGUUUCUCCCAUCAAGUCCUACGAUACAGGACCUGCUACCCCUAAAGCAUCCCGUCAACCAAGCCCUGCUUCUUCCAUCAAGUCCUACCAUUCAGGGCCUGCUACCCCUAAAGCAUCCCGUCAACCAAGCCCUGCUUCUUCCAUCAAGUCCUACCAUUCAGGGCCUGCUACCCCUAAAGCAUCCCGUCAACCAAGCCCUGCUUCUCCCAUCAAGUCCUAUCAUCCAGGACCUGCUACCCCUAAAGCAUCCCGUCAACCAAGCCCUGCUUCUCCCAUCAAGUCCUACGAUACAGGACCUGCUACCCCUAAAGCAUCCCGUCAACCAAGCCCUGCUUCUUCCAUCAAGUCCUACCAUUCAGGGCCUGCUACCCCUAAAGCAUCCCGUCAACCAAGCCCUGCUUCUCCCAUCAAGUCCUAUCAUCCAGGACCUGCUACCCCUAAAGCAUCCGGUCAACCAAGCCCUGCUUCUUCCAUCAAGUCCUACUAUACAGGACCUGCUACCCCUAAAGCAUCCCGUCAACCAAGCCCUGCUUCUUCCAUCAAGUCCUACUAUACAGGACCUGCUACCCCUAAAGCAUCCCGUCAACCAAGCCCUGCUUCUUCCAUCAAGUCCUACCAUUCAGGGCCUGCUACCCCUAAAGCAUCCCGUCAACCAAGCCCUGCUUCUCCCAUCAAGUCCUAUCAUCCAGGACCUGCUACCCCUAAAGCAUCCGGUCAACCAAGCCCUGCUUCUUCCAUCAAGUCCUACUAUACAGGACCUGCUACCCCUAAAGCAUCCCGUCAAGCAAGCCCUGCUUCUUCCAUCAAGUCCUACUAUACAGGACCUGCUACCCCUAAAGCAUCCCGUCAACCAAGCCCUGCUUCUUCCAUCAAGUCCUACCAUUCAGGGCCUGCUACCCCUAAAGCAUCCCGUCAACCAAGCCCUGCUUCUCCCAUCAAGUCCUAUCAUCCAGGACCUGCUACCCCUAAAGCAUCCCGUCAACCAAGCCCUGCUUCUUCCAUCAAGUCCUACUAUACAGGACCUGCUACCCCUAAAGCAUCCCGUCAACCAAGCCCUGCUUCUUCCAUCAAGUCCUACCAUUCAGGGCCUGCUACCCCUAAAGCAUCCCGUCAACCAAGCCCUGCUGUUCCCAUCAAGUCCUGUAAAACCAGCCGUGCCUCUACUGAGUCAUACUGGCAGCCCAAUCCUGCCUCUCCCGGUGAGUCCUUCCAGCACAGCCCUGGGACUCCAAAUGCUGCCUUCACUGCUGCCCCAGCCCCUGUCAGCAGUAGGAGGUGGGGCUGGAAAACUGUCAAGAGAACCAUGAGAGACUGCCUGCAGGCCCUGUGCUGCUGCCCCCUAUCGACGUGCAAGUGUCACAAACACAAGGUGGUCGCAGUUGCAGAUCCAUGAUCCCUCCUAUGGAUGUGGUCAUCCUGACAGCGAGGUCAGCCACACAAGUGGAAGCCACAGUGAGUUGCCUUGCAGCCCUUUGUGCAGGGAGCUGGAGGGGAGAGGAGGAGUCAAGAUCACUAGUGUAUCCUGUGGGCGAGAAGCAGAGGGAGGGGUUGGUGCACAGCAUGGGAAGGCUGCACAGGCACCAGGAACUGAGAGCCAGCGAGAGGAAGACAUGAGGAACAGGGGGGAGAGUCACCUGGCUUGUGUCCUGCUGUCUGAGGGAGGCUGCCCCAGGGACAGGGAGGGCUGGGCACCAUGGACCUGACCACAACCUCCCAUGAGGAUGCAGGGAGACCUGGGUACCAUGGACCUGACCACACCUGACCACUACCUCCCUUAUUGUGCCUGGCAGUAGGGUGUGUUCUGGGAAGAGCAAGGGGUCAUCUACCAUCACCCCCACACAUCCCCAUGAAGAGACAUGGACCCAAACCCUGGUCUUCUGAAUGCUGUCCCCAAGUCUGUGUCUGCAAGCCUUUGAAAGGAGCCCAUUGAAGUCUUGUGUCAGUAAACAGAGACUCAUAUCCAGCCUUGAGGGCACACAGGCAUGCGUGUGGUGGGGACAGAGUUUGGAACAAGAGAAAUCUCCACACGUGAUGGUGUUGCUUGCCAUCGUGGGAACAGUGACAUUUGGUAAAGAGAAGACAUUCGUGGCUUCCAAACUGUGGUCUGUGUUUGCAGCACCUGGGGCAGGAUCUGAACCAGAGAGUGUUCAGGGCAAGUUGGAACAUGCACAUAACACAUGUCAUGGUGCAUCUUGCUUCUGCAUUUUCUCAUUUUCUAUCUUUGUACUUGUUUUCUGCCUUGAGGCUUGUAAAUUGCUUAUGGUCAGUAGUUUAUUACUAGUAUUGGGACCUCUUUAGGAAAUGACUAUUUUCAGAGAUGUUCUGUAGGGGUAGCUGGCUUUGGAUUCUGUCAUCCCAAGAUUUUGCCUCUUCUUUUCUUAAAGGAACUUUUUUUUUUUUUUCAAAACGAGAAACUAUGGAAUUUCUUUUUUGGUACUGGGAGUCAAACUCAGGGUCUUGUGUUUGCCAGGCAGGAGCUGUGCCACUGAGCUCCAUCCCCAGCCCUGCCUCUUCAGUUCGGUAGGAAUGAAGGGCUGCUGCCUGUUUGGCCCAGCACCCAGUUCUUAUAGUUCUGUAGUCCAGAACUACAGGAUUGUUUGUGCCCCUCAGACAACUGAGGUGGUGGUGUUCAAAGAAGAUCAGUUGAUGCCAAUAACUCUGUCACUUUGGCUAACAUAGUACAAUCAGCUAUAACAACUGCAACCAACACAGCCAGGAAAUGAUAAACUCUUAUGACCAAGGACAUGCCUGCUUUAAUCACAGGUAUGAGAUUUGUAGUUACACAGCCAACUAUAAGGCAAAGCAGAAUAUUAUAUACAGUAAGUAUAUACUCAGUAGAGCAAUUUGCCCUAAAGGGAGAAAAUUUAUUAGGGAUACCAAGAAAAUAUAGAAAAAUAAAAGAGAGAUAAGAAGACUGAAGUACAAAGGGAGAUUACCAGGCCUUAGAAAAUGAGUGAUAAAACAGGAGCAAAAAGCAGGACCAAAAAAGAGAGAAAAAUACAAAAGCUGAGAACAAUGUACACAGGCAGGAAAAACAAAACACAAAGACAAAAAGUUCUCUGACUUUAAACCUGUGGCAGGCCUCUGCGGUCUGUGGUCUUAUUGCAGUGUCCAGUGCAGAGAAGACAGUGGAGGCACUCCAAGCCCAGCUGCGUGCUGUCAGAUCCCAGCAAGCCUGCAGUAGUGUUUCGGGCCCCUGAGUUAGCUAGAAAUACUAUAGGCAGGGAGACAGGGCUAGGUCCUGAAGGAGCCAGUGCAGGAGCUCAGAUACCUUGCAGCUAAGGGGAGACAGGCACCUCCUGCUGUGGGCCAAACCUCAAGACAAAAGAUCAAACAAAUACAUCCAUAAGGACUGAUGUUCUAAAUAGCUUCUUAGCACCCCACAGAAGUCAGGAGUCACCAUUCCAACCCCCUAGGGAAGAUUCACUGCUCUCUAAGAAUGCCUGCUUUCUAAGUGGCUCACUUCCCCAUUUGUCCCCAAUUUAAUGAAUUUACCUGAACUAUUAAUCUUAUUGGUUAACCAUAGUUCUGCCCUACCUUAUGCCCAUCUGCCUUGUGAGUUCCCAGUUUUGCCCACAAGUCCAUCUCAUCCCAUGAUUUUCCUCUAUAAACGUCCCUGGGAAAGACAGAGUCCCACUGCUUGGGACUCCUCCUGUCUCUCUCAGACAGAAGCUUGCUUUCUCUCAAUAAAUAUAUUUUACUCUUUACCUCUAUUGUUCCUAAAA
Cavia porcellus (domestic guinea pig) is the source of this 9119-nucleotide messenger RNA. RefSeq names its product nascent polypeptide-associated complex subunit alpha, muscle-specific form-like. Bases 3704 to 6787 code for a protein of 1027 amino acids. Lineage: Eukaryota; Metazoa; Chordata; Mammalia; Rodentia; Caviidae. Gene Ontology annotation, cellular component: cytoplasm; spindle pole; centrosome. The record is from RefSeq and is a predicted model, not a curated record. Gene Ontology annotation, biological process: mitotic spindle organization; protein phosphorylation. The transcript has 2 exons. Gene Ontology annotation, molecular function: protein serine/threonine kinase activity; ATP binding.